UUUGGUUUGGAAAAGCAGUAGGGAGAGAACCGGUAAAGCAACCACGCAGAUGUCACUUAGUUCAACUUUCAUAUUUCAGUAACAAAAGUGCCGAGUACGCGUAGUAAAGGACCAAAGUGGUUAACUAAAUUUGAGAUACAAAAAUAAAAUGAAUUACCGUAGUAGCAGACACCUGACGGUAUUAGUCGCAUUGUGUCUGAGCGGAGUGCUAUGGAGUUGUGCCAAUGCUUACCAGAUUGGUGUGGGACGUGCGGAUAGUACGGGCCCACCAGUGGAAAUACAUUUCAUGGGUUACGCCAAUAUUAAACAAGUGGGGCGUGGCCUGCACUUGCGGCAAUUUGCGCGCGCUUUUGUCGUCGAGGAUGAAAACCAUAACCGCGUCGCGUUCGUCUCGGUCGAUGCGGGCAUGAUGGGCUAUGGUGUCAAACGUGAGGUUGUGAAACGCUUGCAAGCGCGCUAUGGCAACAUUUACACGGCGGAUAAUGUCGUUAUCAGCGGCACCCACACUCACAGUGGUCCCGGCGGCUUCCUCAUGCAUCUGCUUUACGAUAUCUCAAUUUUGGGCUUCGUGCCGCAGACUUUCGAAGCGCUUGUGCAGGGUUGCUACUUGAGCAUCAAACGCGCCACCGACAAUAUGGUGGAUGGCAAGAUCUUCCUUUCGAGAACAACAAUUUUAAAUGUGAACAUCAAUCGCUCACCCACCUCCUAUUUGCGCAAUCCCGAGGAAGAGCGCGCACAAUACGAGCAUGACGUGGAUAAAGAGUUGACCCAACUGCGUUUUGUGGAUUCGGACAAUAAUUUAAUAGGCGCUUUCAACUGGUACGCUGUUCAUGCAACAUCGAUGAAUCAUACCAACAAAUUGGUGAGCUCAGAUAAUGUGGGCUAUGCAGCCUUACUCUUGGAGAAGGAAUACAACACGAAUAAAGUGCCCGGGAAGGGGAAAUUUGUUGCCGCCUUUUGCUCGUCAAAUUUAGGUGAUGUGUCACCAAAUAUUAUGGGACCGAAGUGCUCGAUAAGUGGAAAUGAAUGCGAUUUGCUUACUUCAAAGUGCCCGUCAAAGGAAGGGGAAUGUUUUUCAUCAGGACCCGGACGCGAUAUAUUUGAGAGCACAGAAAUUAUAGCAACGCGCUUGGCUGAGGGUGCUUUGCGCCUACUGAAUGAAAACAGUCAAGAGGCUACCAGCCGCGAAAUAGUUGGCGAAUUAUCCUUUAUCCACCAAUUCGUCGAUAUGCCCAACUAUAACGGCACAACUUACAACCCACUUCAACGGAAAAUGGAUAAGAUACGCGGCUGCCAACCUGCGAUGGGUUACAGCUUUGCCGCGGGCACAACAGAUGGACCCGGUGCAUUUAAUUUUGAGCAGGGAACCCUCACUGACAAUGUGAUGUGGAAUGCGGUUAGAGAUUUCAUAGUUCCUCCCACACAAGAGGACAUCAGCUGUCACGCACCGAAGCCCAUACUACUUGCAACUGGAAGGGCAACGUUCCCAUAUGAAUGGCAACCGAAAAUCGUCUCCGCUCAGCUACUAAAAAUUGGUGAUCUGAUAAUUGCUGCUGUGCCCGGGGAACUUACUACAAUGGCUGGGCGACGUUUGCGCAAUAAGAUCAGUGCCGUAGCUGUGGCCACAGGUGGCAAAGAUACAGAAGUGAUCAUCGCUGGGUUGUCAAAUAUGUAUACCAGCUACAUCACAACACCGGAGGAGUAUCAAGCCCAACGCUAUGAAGCUGCUUCUACGAUCUUCGGUCCCAACACGCACACAAUCUACAUGGACGUUUUCGAACAAUUGACCAAGUCCAUGAUACGGAGCGAACAUCUACCACCGGGUCCCGCUCCACCAUAUAUGAACGAUCGCAUGUUAUCGAUGAACACGGGCGUUAUUUUUGAUGGUCAUCCGAUUGGCAAGGAUUUCGGUCACGUCAAGUUGCAACCGCGAAAGGCGUAUCAGAUCAAUGACACCGUCAAAGUUACCUUCAUUGCCGGUAAUCCUCGCAAUAAUCUCUUCCAUGAGAAAACCUACUUUGCUGUGGAGCGAAAGAUCAACGAAGAGCGAUGGAAGGUGGCCUAUACGGAUGCCAGCUGGGAAACGAAAUUCAUUUGGGAACGGGUGCAUUUGAUACUCGGCUUCAGCGACAUCCACAUUCAUUGGAACAUUGGGCCAAACACUCUACCCGGUGAAUAUCGCAUUCGGCACUUCGGCAAUUACAAAUACAUUUUAGGCGGCAUUUUCCCCUAUGAAGGCAUCUCCAACUCAUUCGUGGUGACGGAAGACUAAUAGCCUUGUUCGAUGUACAUACGUAUGUACGUACAUUUGUGCAUGUGAGGUGAGGUGGAAUGAUUGGGAUACUAGUCAGAGACUGCGCUCUUCAGGGUGUUACUGCUUGUCAGCAAAAUGCAAAAUACAUUCAUGCCUAUCAAUUUUCGAAAUGUGUGCGAUGUGUGGUGCAGUGCCAUACAGAUAAUACGUACAUUCACACAUAUGUACAUAUUUAUUUGCUUAUUAUUUAGUUGUGUAUAUAAUAAAAUUAACAGCAACAAAAUGUAGGAAUAAAUGUAUAAAGUACUGUUAUAUUAAACUAUUCAAUGAAUACAAAAUCA
This is a messenger RNA of Anastrepha obliqua, 2595 nucleotides long. It is a transcript of the gene CDase, whose product is annotated as neutral ceramidase. Gene Ontology annotation, cellular component: extracellular region. The transcript has 9 exons. Gene Ontology annotation, biological process: ceramide catabolic process; long-chain fatty acid biosynthetic process; sphingosine biosynthetic process. Bases 149 to 2272 code for a protein of 707 amino acids. NCBI's taxonomy places the organism in Eukaryota, Metazoa, Arthropoda, Insecta, Diptera, Tephritidae. The record is from RefSeq and is a predicted model, not a curated record. Gene Ontology annotation, molecular function: N-acylsphingosine amidohydrolase activity.